AUGGAGUACACAAACCUCGGCUCCUCCGGUCUUAAGAUCUCAAAAGUCAUCUUCGGAUGCAUGUCCUUCGGGUCCUCGAAAUGGCAAGACUGGGUGCUGGACGAAGAAGCAGCUCUUCCUUUAUUGAAACAUGCAUAUGAUGUCGGUCUCAACACCUGGGACACCGCAGACGUCUACUCCCACGGCGAAUCCGAGCGCAUCAUAGCCAAAGCCCUCAAGCAGUACUCCAUCCCCCGGAACCGCAUCGUGCUGCUCAGCAAAUGCUAUUUCGGUGUCGCAGACGACGGCUCGCAGCCUGCCAUCUCCGCCAUCAGCAGCAACGAUGGGGAAAUGGUAAACCGAGUUGGCUUGUCCCGGAAACAUAUUUUGGAUGCUGUGGAUGCUAGUGUAGAACGAUUGGGGACAUACAUAGACGUCCUCCAAAUCCACCGUCUCGACCGGGAAACCAACCGCGAAGAAAUCAUGCGUGCUCUCAACGACGUGGUUGAGAGCGGGAAAGUGCGGUAUAUCGGCGCGAGCUCGAUGGCAGCGUGGGAGUUCCAGACGCUGCAGAAUAUUGCGGAUAGGAAAGGGUGGCAUAAGUUUAUCUCGAUGCAGAAUUAUUAUAAUUUGUUGUAUCGGGAGGAAGAGAAUGAGAUGAUUCCUUAUUGUAAUGAUUCGGGGGUUGGACUUAUUCCUUGGAGUCCAAUUGCGCGGGGAGCGCUUGCGAGACCGUUUAAUAAUCGUGAUACGCUUCGUGAGAAGUCUGACAAUUUUAUGAGCAAUCUCAUACGCAAGACAGAAACCGAAACCGAUCAUACGAUCGUUGACCGUGUGGAAGAGUUGUCUAAGAAACGCGGGGUUUCAAUGACAACCAUCGCUACGGCAUGGUGUCUGAGUAAGAAAGGUGUGAACCCAAUCGUCGGAUUAAGUAGUACGGACAGGAUUGAUUCUGCUGUUGCUGCUGUGAAAUGGGUUAAGGAGGGUGGGUUGACUGAGGAGGAGAUUAAGUAUCUGGAGGAGGGAUAUAGACCUAAGGUCAGAGCGGGCUAUUAG
Molecule: messenger RNA, 1035 nt
Organism: Glarea lozoyensis ATCC 20868
Lineage: Eukaryota; Fungi; Ascomycota; Leotiomycetes; Helotiales; Helotiaceae
Product: NAD(P)-linked oxidoreductase
Exons: 5
Coding region: 1-1035 (344 amino acids)
Source: RefSeq, a predicted model, not a curated record